Messenger RNA from Microthlaspi erraticum, 1095 nucleotides. The record is from the annotation of a GenBank genome assembly. Lineage: Eukaryota; Viridiplantae; Streptophyta; Magnoliopsida; Brassicales; Brassicaceae.
AUGAGUGUUGUUGGGAGAGAGAGCUCAAUAGUAGAAAAAUGGUUACCGCUUGUAGCAGUUGUGCUACCAAAUAUAGCGAUGGGGUCGGUGAAUGCACUUGUGAAGAAAGCUCUUGAUGGUGGUGUGAACCAUAUGGUCAUUGCUGCCUAUCGACUGGCUAUUUCCGCUUUCUUUUUGGCUCCUCUCGCUUAUUUCUUGGAAAGGAAAACAAGACCCAAGAUAACGUUUAGGCUAAUGGUCGAUCAUUUCAUCAGCGGUUUGCUUGGGGCAAGUUUGAUGCAGUUUUUCUUUUUGCUUGGUCUAUCGUACACGUCAGCAACUGUUGGGGCUGCUUUUCUAAGCAUGAUCCCUGCAAUUACCUUCGCUUUGUCCCUUAUUUUAAGGAUUGAGAGUGUGAGAGAACUAAAGACCAAAGCAGGGAUGUUAAAAGUGUUGGGAACUUUGAUUUCCAUAGGUGGAGGGUUAUUCAUAACAUUUUACAAAGGUCCUCAAAUAUCACACCCUCACUCUCACCCAGAGGCUCUUCACCACAACAAUAACAAGACCAAGAAUUGGCUUCUUGGAUGUCUCCUCUUAGCCAUAGGUUCCACGUUUUUUUCUGUAUGGAUGCUGUUUCAAAGGACUUUAAACAUCAAGUAUCCUUGCAAAUACUCAAGCACUUGUCUCAUGUCGGUUUUCGGUAUGUUCCAAUGUGCUCUCUUGAGUCUCUACAAGAAGAGAGAUGUCAAAGAUUGGGUCAUUGAAGAUAGAUUCGUCAUUUUCGUCAUUAUAUACGCUGGAAUAGUGGGACAAGCGAUGCCGACAGUAGCAUUAUCAUGGGCGAUAAAGAAAGUAGGUCCUGUUUUCGCAUCAACAUUUGCUCCCGUUACUCUCAUCGCAGCUACUUUAUUCGACUUCCUCAUCUUACACACUCCUUUGUACCUCGGCAGUGUACUUGGAUCCGUGGUGGCAUUAACGGGUCUCUACCUGUUCUUGUGGGGUACGAACAAACAAUUGAAAGCAGCAGCGGCGUUGAGUCCUCCGAUCCAAACCGAAGACAAAAAUAAUUACGAUGGUGAUAAUAACCACAAUAACAGCUCUAGGGUGUCCGUUUAA